This is a messenger RNA of Physeter macrocephalus (sperm whale), 1500 nucleotides long. RefSeq names its product notum, palmitoleoyl-protein carboxylesterase (gene NOTUM). NCBI's taxonomy places the organism in Eukaryota, Metazoa, Chordata, Mammalia, Artiodactyla, Physeteridae. The transcript has 11 exons. The record is from RefSeq and is a predicted model, not a curated record. The coding region runs from base 1 to 1500 and encodes 499 amino acids. Gene Ontology annotation, molecular function: palmitoleyl hydrolase activity. Gene Ontology annotation, biological process: negative regulation of canonical Wnt signaling pathway; protein depalmitoleylation.
AUGGGUCGAGGGGUGCGCGUGCUGCUGCUGCUGGGCCUGCUGCACUGGGCCGGGGGCGGCGAGGGCAGGAAGACCUGGCGGCGCCGCGGCCAGCAGCCACCCCCGCCGCCGCCCCCGCCGCGGGCCGAGGCGGCGACGGCGGCCGGGCAGCCGGUGGAGAGCUUCCCGCUGGACUUCACGGCCGUGGAAGGCAACAUGGACAGCUUCAUGGCGCAGGUCAAGAGCCUGGCGCAGUCCCUGUACCCCUGCUCGGCGCAGCAGCUCAACGAGGACCUGCGCUUGCACCUCCUGCUCAACACGUCGGUGACUUGCAACGACGGCAGCUCGGCCGGCUACUACCUGAAGGAAUCCAAGGGCAGCCGGCGAUGGCUACUGUUUCUGGAAGGAGGCUGGUACUGCUUCAACCGGGAGAACUGCGACUCCCGAUAUGACACCAUGCGGCGCCUCAUGAGCUCCAAGGACUGGCCGCUCACUCGAACAGGCACAGGGAUCCUGUCCUCCCAGCCAGAGGAGAACCCCCACUGGUGGAACGCCAACAUGGUCUUCAUCCCCUACUGCUCCAGCGAUGUCUGGAGUGGGGCUUCAUCCAAGUCUGAGAAGAACGAGUACGCCUUCAUGGGCGCCCUCAUCAUCCAGGAGGUUGUGCGAGAGCUCCUGGGCAAAGGGUUGAGCGGGGCCAAGGUGCUGCUGCUGGCAGGGAGCAGCGCGGGGGGCACAGGAGUGCUGCUGAACGUGGACCGCGUGGCUGAGCAGCUGGAGGAGCUGGGCUAUCCAGCCAUCCAGGUGCGGGGCCUGGCUGACUCUGGCUGGUUCCUGGACAACAAGCAGUACCGCCGCACAGACUGCAUUGACACCAUCACCUGCGCGCCCACGGAGGCCAUCCGCCGGGGCAUCAGGUACUGGAAUGGGGUGGUCCCGGAGCGCUGUAGGCGCCAGUUCAAGGAGGGCGAGGAGUGGAACUGCUUCUUCGGCUACAAAGUCUACCCAACCCUGCGCUGCCCGGUGUUCGUGGUACAGUGGCUGUUUGACGAGGCCCAGCUGACUGUGGACAAUGUGCACCUCACGGGGCAGCCGGUGCAGGAGGGCCAGUGGCUGUACAUCCAAAACCUGGGCCGUGAGCUGCGGAACACCCUCAAGGACGUGCCGGCCAGCUUUGCCCCUGCCUGCCUCUCCCACGAGAUCAUCAUCCGAAGCCACUGGACAGACGUCCAGGUAAAGGGGACCUCACUGCCCCGGGCACUGCACUGCUGGGACAGAAGCCUCCACGACAGCCACAAGGCCAGCAAAGCGCCCCUGAAGGGCUGCCCCAUCCACCUGGUGGACAGCUGCCCCUGGCCCCACUGCAACCCCUCUUGCCCCACCAUCCGGGACCAGUUCACGGGGCAGGAGAUGAAUGUGGCCCAGUUCCUGAUGCACAUGGGCUUCGACGUGCAGACAGUGGCACAGCAACAGGGCCUGGAGCCCAGUAAACUGCUGGGGAUGCUGAGCAGCGGGAGCUAG